CUGUGUAUGUACAGUCUAUGGGAAGGACUUUGAGCGGAAACUACAGCCCCCAGCAUCCUCCGCGGCGGGGGGAAAGAAAAUGAAAUCGGCCAUGUCGAGUUAAAAAUCACGGAACGCUCGAAUGUGGGGAGUAGCUUACUUUAUGGUUAUGUAGCCGUAAACCCCACGUUUUUUAAAGCUAAAUAUUCGAUCUCUCGUUUAACAGUAAAUACAUUUUGUGGAAGCAAGUUCGUUGGUAAAAGUAGCGGGUAAACAUGAGCGGCGGAGGGACGCCGUACAUCGGCAGCAAAAUUAGCCUAAUCUCAAAGGCCGAGAUCCGCUAUGAAGGAAUUUUGUACACAAUUGACACUGAAAAUUCGACAGUAGCUCUUGCUAAAGUCCGUUCUUUCGGCACCGAGGACCGUCCCACAGACAGGCCCAUUCCUCCUCGGGAUGAAGUGUUUGAGUACAUCAUCUUCAGAGGAAGUGAUAUUAAAGACCUAACCGUUUGUGAGCCACCUAAAGCUCCUAGUGCACUUCCUCAGGACCCCGCCAUAGUUCAGUCAUCGAUUGGAUCCACGAAUGCUGCGUCUGCACCGUCGUUCCAGGCUCCCGGGUCCUAUGCACCAUUCAGCCGUGCACCUGUUCCACCAUACAGUCAGUUCGGUGUCACGCCCGUUGGACCGCAGCAGUUCGGACAAGCUGGAGAAGUUCCCGCUCCUCAGCUGGACUCUCUGACCAAAAAGGCCUCGGUGGAGCAGGCAGCUCAGGCCCCGCCAUCGUCUGCCGCCCCGGGUCAUCCGGCAGCACCCGUGGGUCAAAGGAGUCACGUUGGGUCGACGGUCCCGAAACCUGCCAGCGCUUCCUCCAGCAGCCAGAAACCUCCUGACCUCCUGGAGCAGAAAAAAGCUCCUGAGGUCCCAAAACCGUCCCAGCCGGAGAAUGAACACGGUGCCGUUGAAAACCGGGACCCUAACAGGCGUCACAUUGCCGGGAUCCAGUCGACCCGCCGCGGCCGCGGCAGAGGGAACCGCAGCAGAGGCAGAGUAAACAUCCGUAAAGACGGAACAGUGAAGUUUGACGAAGAUUUUGACUUUGAAACCGCCAACGCACAGUUUCACAAAGACGAGAUUGACCUGGAGCUCCAGAACAAGCUGAAGCUCAAAGAUGACAAACCAGAGAAGGCGCUCAACGGAGAGGAGGCGGCCGACCCCGAGCAUCCGGCCACCGAGGGGACGACCGAGGAAGACCAGGCUGUGAUUAACAGCUGUUACUACGACAAGACCAAGUCCUUCUUUGACAACCUGUCCUGUGAGGAUGCCAGAGAUCGCAGGCCGACCUGGGCCGAGGAGAGACGGAUGAACGCCGAGACGUUUGGCAUCCCUCUCCGGUACCACCGAGGAAGAGGAGGGUUCCGUGGCAGAGGGUUCCGCGGCAGAGGGUAUGACGGGCACCGCGGGGGUCGGGGCAGACCCAUCAGCAGAGGUUCGUUUGGCCUCCCCAGAGGUGCCCCGCCCGGUUUUAGAGGCGGCAGAGGAGGCCGCGACUUCUCUGAUUUUGAAUACAGGAAGGACAAGGUGGCUGCGUAGUACGCCGCGGCGGCGGAUCCACCGAGAGUUGUAGCCGCUCGUCAUGAAUUUAUUUCUGUGUAGAAGAUUUGUGUUGUCUCGGCAUUGGACAGGAAGAAUGAAGACGUGGCGUCAGACACCAGCACCUCAGUGGACCGUUGACGUGAGCGGGGCGUCGGCUCCAAUCCCUCUGCUCCGCUUUGAGACUGUUGUUUCGUUUCCUUGAAGUUUGGUUCAACACGCAGCAGACGGACACGACCACCUGUAAAUACAAAGCUUUGGAGUAAUUCUGUACUUUUGCAUCAGUCAGAUUCACUUCCUACUAAAGUCUUUGACGCUGAGAGCUGGACGCACUCUUCCACCGUCAGCGGGAUCGAUAGCUUUAUUCUUUCUUCACUCAUAUUUUAUUGGCACCAAAUUAAAACGCCGGUUGGUCUUCAUGUGUCCAGUAACUUUACACGUUGCGCCCCAACAUCUGUUCGACUUCAGUGAAAAAUCCAGAUAAAGAACCUGAAAUUGUCCACCUGUUUCGUAAUGAAUGUACAUUUAUACCUCCCACCUAUGGUUUCUGAAGCUGUGGCUUUCACGUUUGCAGUUUCAGCCCUCAGAGCUCUGAUGUGGCGUCUAAACACACACAUCUGCUCAUUUGUAGGAAGUUUUCCAGUUCCUAGCAAGGUUGACCAACGCUCUGCUGUUUUGCCAAAAAAAUGUUUAGAAAAGAUAAAUUUUCAUUUGGUUCUUUUGUGUUUCCGUGACUUUCCUUUGUCAGCGUUUACCACUGCAGACGCGCACGAGUCGUCCACCGAAGAUGGAGUUUUUUCUUCUAUGAAAAGGAUGAAAUGAGGUCUUCGAGCUCGUUUGCUGCGUUUCUGGCCUGUUGUCGCCCUUUGGCUUGUUUGUAGCUCCUCGCGUUACUUUAGUCUGGGAUUGUUCUCAGGAGUGGAUUUAUUUUUUUACCGACUCGUGAACAAAAGGGACAAGAACUGGAUGAGGGGCCAGUAUUUUCAAAGGGGGGUUUCUUCAUUUGGAUUGGUCAUUCGUUUUGGGAGUGCCUUGAGUGGUGAUGAUUAUAACCUUCCACACACACACACACACUCUCCCCCUUUAACUUAAAUGUUACAUUCUGCCGGCUGUGCUGCUAGCACUACAGGACAAACCUCCACAGUUUUCUGUAACAGAUUAGAAAAUCAGCUGUUUUGAUUUGGGAAUCGCAAACGGCUGAUUCUCACACGAAAGCUCGGUGAGCCGUCGCUUUAUGUUGACUAACGCCGUAAGCAGGAAAGUUUAAUUUGGGACAAUAUUAUAAUUGAAUUAUUAAAAAACUGACUUAAUUUCAUGUUUGCUACAUUUUCCAGUCACUGGGUGUGUUUUCUUGAUUCUUAGCAAAGUUGAGUUUUUACAAAAAUAAAAAUAAAGAGUUAAACAAUUUG
Molecule: messenger RNA, 2977 nt
Organism: Nothobranchius furzeri (turquoise killifish)
Lineage: Eukaryota; Metazoa; Chordata; Actinopteri; Cyprinodontiformes; Nothobranchiidae
Gene: lsm14ab
Product: LSM14A mRNA processing body assembly factor b
Biological process (GO): cytoplasmic stress granule assembly; P-body assembly
Cellular component (GO): P-body
Molecular function (GO): mRNA binding
Source: RefSeq, a predicted model, not a curated record